Messenger RNA from Bipolaris victoriae FI3, 1371 nucleotides. RefSeq lists its product as hypothetical. The coding region runs from base 1 to 1371 and encodes 456 amino acids. The transcript has 2 exons. The record is from RefSeq and is a predicted model, not a curated record. NCBI's taxonomy places the organism in Eukaryota, Fungi, Ascomycota, Dothideomycetes, Pleosporales, Pleosporaceae.
AUGGAUGGCGCGCCCUCAUCCGAGAGCCAUGCCAUUACUCCCCAGCUACGCCAGAGGAUGCUGAACCGCGCUGCCAUCUUUGGCGAGAGUGUACAGCCGUCGACGCCACCCACUGCAGUCUCUCGCCGCCGCAGUUCUCUUGUAUCAGACCUCUCGGACACGCGACCCUCGCUCUGGUCCUCAACAGACAACCUACCGAGGACGGGUGUCAAGUAUGACAUGGACAGGCAAGAUGCCGCCUCGGAUGAGCCUUCACGGUGGAUUGCGCUGCCCGUCGUGGCUGCGGUUGUGCCUGCCAUUAUAGGCUUGACGGUGGAGAACGGCGCUGUGAUUGCGACUGAUGUGCUGAUAUUGGUGUUGGCGGGCUGGUUCCUGCACUUGAGUGUCAAGGUGCCAUGGGACUGUUACCGUGAUGCCCAGCAAAGACGAUACAUCAGCGAUGAAGCCGACGACGAAACGUACGAUGACACCAUCCAUGAAGUAAACGAAAACGACGUACAUGACAUAGCCGAGGGUGUUGGCGACGGAGCAAGCCAGGAGCAGGGUGACAUGAGCCCUGCGCCUUCAGUGACAUCGCCAGCACAGCAGGAGGCUCGCGAGGCUCUGAAGCGAUCAGAGCUACUGGCGUUUGUUGGAUGUUUCCUGGGUCCGCUUCUCGGGGCGCUCCUCAUGCAUACCGUGCGAGGGCAGUUGAUGCGCGCCGAAGGCAUAGUCUCCGACGCCAACCUGAGCAUCUUCCUACUGAUCGCAGAGAUUCCGCCAGUCAAUCGUCUAAUCAAGAUGCGUACUGAGCGCAUAUUGCACCUACAGCGCAUUGUGCGAGAUACGCCGAGGGGUCCAAUUCGACCCGCCGAUGCGCAACAACUUUCGCAGCGUAUAGCCGAGCUCGAAAGCCGUCUCGACGGCGCGUCCUCCUCCAACAACAAAAAUACCAACCAGGUAGACGUAGAGAAGCUCAGCACCGAAAUCCGCCAGACUACGCAACUGCAACUCGAUGCGCUCAAUCGCGCCGUCAGACGAUAUGAGAAGCGCCAUAUGGCGCAAACCCUUCAGAUUGAGGCACGUUUUCAAGACCUGGAGGCUCGCCUUCAAGAUACGCUCGCGCUUGCUGCCGCCGCAGCCAGAACUGGCCACCGCCCAGGCAUCAUCACUGUGACAAUUAGUUGGAUAGCUGGGACAAUUAGUAGCAUGUUGCAACUGGUCUGGGAUAUCUCCAUGUAUCCCUUCCGGACCGCAGCGAUUGUUUUAUCAGUCAUCAAGUCGAUGUUUGUCCCGGACAAGCGGCAGACCAAACCGCGAGUAAAGGGAGGGCAGGUCAAUGGACAUACGUCGAUAUCAUCGAGUAGGAUGCAGUCCAAAGUUGGGCGAUGA